Aspergillus vadensis CBS 113365 is the source of this 1797-nucleotide messenger RNA. RefSeq lists its product as uncharacterized. Bases 113 to 1363 code for a protein of 416 amino acids. Lineage: Eukaryota; Fungi; Ascomycota; Eurotiomycetes; Eurotiales; Aspergillaceae. The record is from RefSeq and is a predicted model, not a curated record. The transcript has a single exon. Gene Ontology annotation, cellular component: nucleoplasm; ribonuclease H2 complex. Gene Ontology annotation, biological process: RNA catabolic process; ribonucleotide metabolic process.
UUCAUAUCCAAAUUUCAAACCUCAAUUGCUGCUAAUGAACUGCCCAUAACACUUAUACAUCCCAUAUAAUAUUCUUCUAUACGGAGUACCUUCCACAUAUCCUAUAAUCACAAUGCGAACCCGCUCAAGCGCUCCAUCGGAGCAACCUCAAUCCCCUCCAUCCACCUCCGAUCACCAAACAACAGCAGCAGCAUCAACAUCAGCACCGCCAGCGCAAUCCACCCCCAAGAAAACCUUCAUCCUCCCCUCCACCGCCAGCGCCGACGCACGCUUCCUCACCCUCCCCAACCCGCGAAGCGCCGAACCAACCCGCUACUUCUUCGAUCCCAAACUCGGCGUAUACGAAUUCACCGUCCUCUCAUCUCCUCCCUCCGCACCCCGAAGCACCCUCCUCGUGCGCAACUCCGAUCCCUCCUCAUCCACAUCCCAACCCCCAGCACAUAUCUCCAAGAAAGCCGAACUCCUCCUCGCCACCCCAAUCGACAUCCUCUUCUUCCUCAUCCCCAUCCUCACCGCAAACACCAAACAAAACAACCUUUUCCAACCUCUAGACGACAUCAUCGACUCGCUGGACGAGGAUCUCCUCCCACCUCACCUCCGCCAUGUGUUAUACGACGAAACCUUCCGCGGGACACUGCACGCCCGCGCCGCUGCGAUAAGCGACUCCGUUGAAGCGGGCGACGAGAAGAUGUUCCGGUUCAACGAGACGAAACUUCUCCAGGAACUUGUCGCGAAGGCGGAUAGGAUGGUUAAUGCGGGGUUGCCUCCGAGUCUUGAAGAGAGGUUUGUGAGACAGGCGCUGGCGACGCCGUUGAUGGCGGUGAAGAGGGAUGAUGUGGCCACUACGGGGGAGAAUAAAGAGAAUGAGGGCGAAGAUAAGAACGAGGAGAAGGGAACGGAGGAGAAGACCACCACAAACAACGAAGAUGCAAAGGAGGAUCUCCCAGAAGGCGUAAAGGUUCCUGAAGGCGUAGCCAACCUCUUACGGAUAUCUGUGGCGUUAUCAUUCAUGAAAGAAUGCUAUCUGUCCAAGGAGAUGAGCGCGCGGAUAGACGAAUUACUAGCUGCGCCGGAGAGUCCGAAGGAUUUCAAGCCGAUGCGAGAUCAUUUGGACCUUGUGGCGAAACUGAGGGCGGAGGCGCUGGCGUCGAGGUCGCUGGGUGAUUUCUCUCGGAAGAGGAGUGUUGAGGAUCAGGAGGCUGCGGAAUCGAGGGCGGAGAAGAAGCGCAGGAUGGAGGAAGAGGAAAAGAAGAAGAAGGCGAAUGAGUCGAGGGGAGUCCGGGAUCUGAAAAAGGUUAAUACGACGGGGAUGAAGAAGAUGAGUGAUUUCUUCGGAAAGGCGGCUGCGAAGAAGAAGGCGUGAGAGAUAAGGGGUUUUGGUUAUGUUGCGAUUAUAUGCUUCGCCAUUACUCUGGGUGAUGGCGCACUUUGGAGUCUUGGGAAGACGCUAUCGGGACUGCAAAGGUCCGUACUCCAGCAGGAUGCAUAGAAUCCUAAGGUAUUCCGUUACCCUCCUCGAGCCCUGGGCGUAGUGACCUGGCUUUCUGGUUGCGACGUAUCCUGCGAUUGAGACAGAAACUUGCAGGCACUCGUCACUGCUUCUGUCUCUAAGCAGGAAAUAUUUCUAAAAGAUGAUCCCGUCACAAAGAUAAUCCCAUUUGUACAUAGACUCUCACACGAUAUACACAAGCGCAUGGACUUCCAAUUGGACACCAAAAGUCGCGAUUGAGUUUGCAAUCUGCAAGGGAAAAAAAGCCAACGCUGAAUGAUCCAAGUUCAUGAUGCCAACCAUAUGAC